UUCUCUUUUUUCAUUGUCGCUUCAUGACUUAAUUCUGACCAAGGUUGUUAAUACUAUGCAGGCAACACUUGAUGAAUGUUUAUAUGAACUUGUUGGGGAACUGGUGAGAUUCUUACUGAGAUCUGGAAGGGAAUUUGAACCAGCAUCAACUGAUUCAGAAAAAUUAUCACCCAGAUUCUUGGGCUAUUUUAUUUUUUCUUCUAGUUACAGGAGGCCAUCUUUGGAUAAAAGCACCUCAUUCAAGGAGCAGAGUCCUAUUGUUGCUUUUGUUAAGAACAUUUUAGAAAGUCAUGCUAGCUAUUUGAUGUCGGGGAACGAACUUUCCAAGCUUGUUGCAUUUGUAAAAGGCACUCAGUUUGAUUUAGUGGAAUAUCUUCAACGAGAAAGAUAUGGUAGUGCCCGCUUAGAGAAUUUUGCUUCAGGGCUUGAACUAAUUGGGCAAAAGCUUCAAAUGGGUACGUUGCAGAGCAGGUUGGAUGCAAAAUUUCUCUUGGCUCAUAUGUGCUCUAUCAAGUUCAAAGAAUGGAUAGUUGUUCUUGCCACUCUUUUAAGACGAUCUGAGGUUCUUUUUGAUCUUUUCCAUCAUGAUACGAGGUUAUGGAAAGCAUAUGCAAUUACAUUACAGUCUCAUCCCAUAUUCGCUGAGUACCAAGAUCUGCUUGAAGCCUUGGAGGAGAGACUUACAUCUGUUGCCAAUAUGGAAGACAAAUGAAGAUGGUCUGCAACUUAAGAAGUGAAGCCUUAUGCUGUUUGACAACAGACGGGCUACCGAGAGUAUUUUUUCUAAUGAGACGUUCCCUUUCCGGUGAACGAGGAGUCAGUCGUCCAUUUCAACGGGUGAACCCAUAGUCUUUAUUCAAUGGAAUGGAAGUUACUGACCUGGAAAUCAAGAGAUGGGAAUGUCUUAAGACCUCCCCUUUUCAUCAGUCACAUAAUUGUUCUUGUAGAUAAGGAGGCCAAUGCAUAGUGAAAUGUUCCAGAGGAAUUUCUGUUUCAUUUCUCAUUCUUUUCAAAUUUUGUAUACUGGUAAUUGUCUGUAUAAAAUAUAAAUGAAAGCAAUUUGCCCAAAUAAAACCGCUAGGUUUAGGGUCUCGAACUGAAAA
Pistacia vera is the source of this 1103-nucleotide messenger RNA. RefSeq lists its product as uncharacterized. Bases 56 to 712 code for a protein of 218 amino acids. Gene Ontology annotation, biological process: intracellular protein transport; retrograde transport, endosome to Golgi. Gene Ontology annotation, cellular component: Ric1-Rgp1 guanyl-nucleotide exchange factor complex; Golgi membrane; cytosol. The transcript has 7 exons. The record is from RefSeq and is a predicted model, not a curated record. NCBI's taxonomy places the organism in Eukaryota, Viridiplantae, Streptophyta, Magnoliopsida, Sapindales, Anacardiaceae.